AUGGAUGUAAAUGGUGUUGAGGAUUCCUUCCUAUCGGAAAAUAAUGAAGAAUGGGCCUUUCUCAUCAACUCUGAUUAUUCGGAUGGUGAGAGCAAUGAAAAAUCAAGAAAAAAAGUAGCAGAUUUCAAUAAUGCAUCCUAUAGUCACUACUCACCAUUAUUGGCGCCUAACGUGGAUAAUGUGGCAACAUCAUCAACAGGUGUGAUCAGGGUUGUGUUAUCAGGGAAUGACCACAGUGGUGAUGAUGAUAAGAAAAAUGAAGUUGACGUUAGAGAGCCUCUGCCUGGGAAUCAUGAAAGACAUCUAUGGACUGAAAAAGAGAGGAGGAAGAAGAUGAGAAACAUGUUCACUGAUCUUCAAGCUUUGCUUCCUCAUCAGCUUCAUCAUCCUAAGGUUGACAAGUGCAGUAUUCUUGAUGAAGCCGUGAAGCAUAUAAAGAGACUUGAAAGUACGUUGAGCGACCUCCAGAGACAGAAGUUGGAAAUCCUUGAAAGUUGGAAAACAACAACCAUUUUGGGCAUGGGUGCAGAUGAAUGUGGCACAUUUGCUUCCAACGACAAUGCUACGAUGAUGAUGAGGAGCAUCCCACAUAUGACAUCUUCUAUAUCUUCUCCUGAUGUCUUUAAAACAUGGACCUCUCCUAACAUGACACUCAAUAUGUGUGGCAAUGAUGCACACAUUAACAUUUGCUGUUCUAAGAAGAUUGGUGUCCUAGCUGCCAUUUGCUCUGUGCUUGAGAAGUACAAAAUUGAUGUCAUAUCUGCUCAUGUCUCAUCAGAUCAUAAUAGGAGCAUGUACAUGAUCCAUGCUCGUGUGAUAGCAGGUGUUUAUGAACGUCAAUUUCCAGUGGAAGAGAUUUACAAGGAAGCCGCAAGAGAGAUUAUAGGAAUUUGUGGGUAA
Ipomoea triloba (trilobed morning glory) is the source of this 900-nucleotide messenger RNA. RefSeq names its product transcription factor bHLH95-like. Gene Ontology annotation, molecular function: protein dimerization activity; DNA-binding transcription factor activity. Gene Ontology annotation, biological process: regulation of DNA-templated transcription; endosperm development. NCBI's taxonomy places the organism in Eukaryota, Viridiplantae, Streptophyta, Magnoliopsida, Solanales, Convolvulaceae. The transcript is spliced from 3 exons. The record is from RefSeq and is a predicted model, not a curated record. Bases 1 to 900 code for a protein of 299 amino acids.